Molecule: messenger RNA, 2199 nt
Organism: Tetrahymena thermophila SB210
Lineage: Eukaryota; Ciliophora; Oligohymenophorea; Hymenostomatida; Tetrahymenidae
Product: transmembrane protein, putative
Exons: 1
Biological process (GO): reciprocal meiotic recombination
Cellular component (GO): nucleus
Molecular function (GO): double-stranded DNA binding
Source: RefSeq, a predicted model, not a curated record
AUGAUAAAUUAAGAAAAAAAUCAAUAAAAAAAUAACUUUUUUGAGUUAUCAGAUUUGUUUGGUUCUGCUGUAAAUAUUAGAUACAAUAAGAAAUAGAAUUAUAAUACUUCUUUUGGAGGUUUUGUAAGCUGCUCUUUAUCAGUUGUGCUAAUUUUAUAUAUUUCUAAUAUCCUAAAAAUUUAUUUAUCGCAUUAAUAAGUUCAAGUUAUAUAAGAGUUAUAAAAUGUCUAAAAACUUGAAUAAUUUAAUCUAACUGUAAAUACUUUUUCCUUCAUGAUUGCUAUAACAGACAUUAACUACACGAGUUUUAUAGAUAACUCGAUUUACACUUUAAAAGUUACAUAAAUUACAUAAAAGCGUAUUCUUAAUUAAACAUCAGGUCAAUAUGAUCUGAAAAUCACUCAUACUCCUAUUAACAUGGAAAGGUGUACUAAAGAACAUUUUCUUAUAGAUGGAACUUAGAGUUAUUUUUUACAAUAAGAUUAUGAUCAUAUGUAUUGCUUUAAUAAGGAUUCAGUAUUAUAUUUGGAGGGAGAUUAUAAUUAGCUUGACUAUAAGUAGCUAUAAUUCGAAGUGCUUGAAUGCCAGGGAACUAAUUGCAAAGAUUAACAAUCAAUUAAUCAUAAAUUAAAUAAUUGCUACAUGUAAGUCUUUUUCACAGAUAAGAAUAUUAUUUCAACUGAUGUAAAAAAUCCUUUGUAAAGUUAUGCAAGAUCCAAUUUUUAUAUUGCAGGUACCACUUUUACAAAAGCUAUUAACAUGUAUAUGAUUUAAACAUAAAUCUAAACUGAUGAAGGAAUAAUAUAUGAUGAUUAUUAGUCUAUUUCAGCAAUAACUUACAGUAAUGAUAGAGAAUCUGUUGUUUCAAAAACUACUAACAGGAUAUUUCUUUUGUAAAUAUCUCUAUAGCCAAACAAAUAAUUAAAUUAUAUUAGAAAAUAUUUAUCGUUAUCUUAAAUGCUUUCUUAAAUUGGAGGUAUCUAUAAUAUUUUAUUUGCUUUUGGUUGUUUUAUCUGCCGACCUUAUGCUAAAUUACAAUACAAACGUAAUUUAAUGAAUAGCGUGUUUGGCUUUUAAUACAUUAACUCAUCUGAUCAAUCAAAUUUAAAUUUAGUUGAUUAAAAAAAUUUAACAGAUAUUAAAGAAAAAGAGUAAAGCUCUCCAUUUGUUAAUUCAAAUAAUUAGCAAAAUGCAACUUUUGAAAAAAACUCUUCUUAAACUGACAAAAGAUUAAGAGCGACUACUAAUAUUUCUCAAAAAACAUCUAAAUAAUCACGGAGAAACAGUAUUAACUUAGCUGAAAAUGAAAAAAUAGAAGAAAAAGCAUUUAAUUGCAGUAUAAAAUAAAAAAAAAAUCAAAGUAUCAAUUCUAUAAAAAACACAGAUAAGAAUGGUAUUAAAGAAAAUGAAUUAAUUUUUAAAAAGUUUUUCUAAUAAACGUUUGAAGAGCUGAGAUUGAACACAUGUGACUACUUUAAAUAUUAUUUAAGUUACAUAAUUUGUAGGAAAAAAAAUAAAUCUUAAAUAAUCGAUUAUGGCCUUCAAAAGCUUUACAAUCAUUUGGAUAUUUAUUAUAUUAUAAAUAAAUUGAUAGAAUUUGAAAAGCUAAAAAAACUUUUAUUAAAUGAAAAUUAAAUUAAACUAUUUGAAUAUAUUCCAAAACCAAUUAUAAGCAUUAAUAAAGCAAAUUAAGAAAUCAUUUAGACUCAAUCAAAUCAAUCAGACACUGGAAUAUUAUAUGAAGAUAAUAGAACAAUCAUUCAAAAGGCUGAAGAUGCAUAAGAAGCAUAUAAUAAAAUAAUAAACAAUCCAAAUAGAUAAUUAUUAGAUGAACGACUGAUUAGUUUGUUACAUCCAAAGCUAGUUGAUCUUCUAAAUGAAAACUCCUUCGAUAAAUUAUAAGAUAAUUAAGACAAAAUUCGUAAGCUUCAGUAUCGAAAAAGUAUAUUUACACCUCAAAAUAAACUAUUUAACUAGACACUUAAUACUUUAACAAAAUUUGAUUCAUAAUCCCCAAAUAACACAUAUCAAACUGAAAAAAUAUGCUAAUAUGAGUUGGAUAGUUUUUAAUUGGAAUAAGAAAUCACAUCUGAAAAUAGCUCUGUUAAAAAUAAAGAAGAUAAUCACAAUAAGGUGAACACAUAUCAAAUGAAUUUUAAAUCUAUAUUAAAUAUGAAAUAAACUUAGAAAAGCUAAUGA